This is a messenger RNA of Durusdinium trenchii, 1622 nucleotides long. NCBI's taxonomy places the organism in Eukaryota, Dinophyceae, Suessiales, Symbiodiniaceae. The record is from the annotation of a GenBank genome assembly.
CAAGACGUUUUGGCCCUGAUACGUGAUUGUCAGAAGUGGAAGAGAAGUGUCAGCCACAGCCAUGGCUUCUCAGCAAGAUUUUGUGGGCCGAGUGAUUGGGGCCGCUUCCCAAGGAGCAGUUGGUGCUGUGGUGGCAGCUUCGCUGAGCGCUGUAACGGAGCCCCUAGUGAACGCCAUGCUGGUGAAGCGAGUCUCUUUGAUGGAGGCAUUGAAGCUUUUGGAUCCUGAGAUGAUCAAGAAGUUCUUGCAGACCACCCUUGCUACCAACUUUAUCAAGUUUCCCUUCUUUGAGGCCACUAACAUCAUCAUGCAGGGCGUGGACCUGCCUCCCACGGCCAGGGGAGCUGCAUUGGGAUCCGUGUUUUGCACCAUCAGUCUUCCUAUCACAAACUACCGCUUCCGCAAGUCUAUGAACUUGCCAGUGACACCAGGCAAUCUCUACCAGGCCUAUGGACCGACUGUGCUCCGGGACAUCAUCUAUGGCAUUGCUCGCAACAAGGUUUCCGUCUUCCUCAACAACUUGAACCCCACUUUUGCAGGCACCAUGAUGGGCCGAGUUGUGAACAUGUUCGCCACUGUCGUGGCGGCAUGUGUCCUAUCAGCCCCAGGCAACGAGUUGCGCGGCUACUGCUUGCAGCCACCGGACCGCAAGCAGUCCUUUGGUGACUUCUUCCAACCAGCCAAGUUCAUCAGAAGCACAUCCGUGGGUGCUGUGAUCAUGGGCAUUAGCUUGGCCAUUGGCACAAUGGCGACACCGCAGGUGGAGAAGCUUGUCGGGGUUGUGAAGGAGUACUUGCAGAAGAACCCAGUGAGCUAUGUCUUGAUCGUGCUCUUCGUGCUCCAGCAGAUCUUAGCCAUGAAGCGCCAGGGUGAACUGGUGGAGAGCAUGGAGAAGAGCAAAUGAGGCUGAGAUGUUGGCUUCCAGGUGUUUUCAGGUGUCCACCAAAGAGACACGCGGUGAGACAGUGGCAUGAUGUCAUCCGACUGACCUGUCCAUUGAUUUGAAACUCCAUCCCGAAAAGCAGAGACAUCUCACUUUUCUGAGGUGCUGGUGAGGAGGUCUUAGUGUCAGCAGCUUCAGUAGUCAGUAGAUAGAAUCCGCUCUUCUCAGUGCUCUUCUCUCGUUGUCCAUUGUUUCGUUUGGAUAUGAUGUAUUCUAGGAUCCAAAGGUCUUGUUCAAGACACACUCAGCACCUUCCACUGCUUCCACGUGGGCGCUUUCCACGUGGACAGCGCGCCUUGGCGCGCGUGCUUUCCACAGCACGCAGGUUUGUCCACGGAGAGUUGGACGACAGUAGGGACCAUGGAGGGUCCGAUGCUGUUGACACACCUCCCAAAAAGUCUCUGUCCGAUGCUGCGUGGAUUGAGGUUGUCUUCCUUCCCAUCAGCAAACUGGGCACCUGGUGGAAUCUCGUUGAAGAACGCCAAUGUAGAGGGGAAAUCGCAGCCAAAGGUAGUAAAUAUCAUCAAGAUUGGUAUCAUUUCCUCCUGGAAGAAUAACACAAGCCUUUGAAACAUGCCCAGUCGCUUUAUUCAAGUCCAGCAGACUUGAGCUUGGGAAACUAAAGUUUGUGUUGACAGAAAUGCAACUCGAUUGGAUCGAAGAGAGACUCAUGAAACAU